Molecule: messenger RNA, 2694 nt
Organism: Candoia aspera
Lineage: Eukaryota; Metazoa; Chordata; Lepidosauria; Squamata; Candoiidae
Product: histone-arginine methyltransferase CARM1-like
Exons: 13
Coding region: 253-1629 (458 amino acids)
Biological process (GO): peptidyl-arginine methylation
Molecular function (GO): protein-arginine N-methyltransferase activity
Source: RefSeq, a predicted model, not a curated record
AAAAAAGAGAGGGAACCUGAUUUGCUGCAAAUGCCAAAGAGAGCUAGGCGGCAUCUCCGAUGGGGAGCUCGUUUGAAAGGAAAGCUAGCCACUCACUGCCUGCCUCGCAUCCAUUCUCUGCCCUGCCCUGCUCUUCCUUGCUCGAACGAAGCGGGUUAAGGCGCCCCGGCGAGAAGCUGCCUCCACCGCCUCCCUCCUGCAGGAACCAGCCUCUCCCGCCGCCUCAACUGUACGUGGCCGAGGGAGGAAUCCAUGGCUACUCCACCCCGCCAGGUUCUGCAGUACAGCGUGAAACUGCUUUUCCUCAGCGAGGAGCAGCUCCGGGAAGGGCUGCGCCUCUCCCACCCCAACCAGAAAGCCCUCCGGCUGGAGGUGCACGCGCGAGGGGAGGACGCGGAGAUGACCGUGACGGACGUUGAUGGGGUAUGUGUAUUUAAAUGCUUGGUUAAUAAAGAUACGGAAUAUUGCCGUGUAGGAAAAGAAUCCAUUUUGAUAACACUUGGUUACAACAGCGCCUUACUACAAUUCACGUCACAUUCUGAAUAUAAGAUGUUUUCAAAUGCACUGAACAGCUGUAGGAAUAUAAAUAAGGAACACUCUGUGUUCAGUCAGAGAACAGAAGACUCCUCUGCAGCUCAAUAUUUUCAGUUUUAUGGUUGCUUAUCUCAACAACAGAAUAUGAUGCAGGAUUUUGUAAGGACAGCUACAUAUCACAGAGCAAUACUUCAGAAUCAUACAGAUUUUAAAGAUAAGGUGGUCCUAGAUGUUGGGUGCGGAUCAGGUAUUCUUUCAUUUUUCGCUGUGCAAGCUGGAGCUAGAAAAGUCUAUGCCGUUGAAGCUAGCUCGGUGGCAAAAUAUGCUGAGAUUUUAGUCCAGAGUAACAAUCUUGCUGAUAAGAUCAGUGUUCUCUCAGGAAAAAUUGAGGAAAUCACCCUACCUGAAAGUGUAGAUGUUAUAGUUUCUGAACCAAUGGGUUACAUGCUGUUCAAUGAAAGGAUGCUGGAAAGUUACCUUCACUCCAAGAAAUGGCUGAAGUCAAAUGGAAUGAUGUUUCCAACAUUUAGUGACAUUCAUUUGGCUCCUUUUUCUGAUGAACAGCUCUACAUGGAACACUACUCCAGGGCCAAUUUUUGGUAUCAGCAGUGUUUUUAUGGGGUAAAUCUGUCCAGUCUCCGUAAUGCAGCAGUAGAUGAGUACUUCAGACAGCCCAUUGUAGACACAUUUGACAUUAGAAUUUUGAUGGCCCGGACAGUGAAAUACACUGUUAGUUUUAUAGAAGCAGAAGAGGAAGAUUUGCAUAGAGUGGAAAUCCCUUUUGUAUUCCAAAUGAUGCAAUCUGGAUUAAUUCACGGCUUGGCAUUUUGGUUUGAUGUGGCAUUUGUUGGCUCACUGGUAACAGUUUGGCUCUCAACUGCUCCAACAGAGCCUCUGACACAUUGGUAUCAAGUGCGCUGCCUUUUCCAAACUCCUCUCUUUGCCAAAGAAGGGGAAACACUUUCAGGGGAAGUCUUAUUUAUAGCAAAUAAACGGCAGAGUUAUGACAUCCAGAUUGUUGCCAUAGUGGAUGAGACAGGCUUUAAAUCAGGCAAUGUGCUUGAUUUAAAGAAUCCAUUCUUUAGGUAUGCUUAGAUUUUAUGAAACUAACCUGCUGGAAGAACAGCCAGGAUUAUAAAUAAACCAAGGAGCCUAUGAACAGUUAAAUACGAGCAUAUUGGCAUUGCUGCUUCUGUGAAAUCUGUAUGUACAUAUUAAAAAAAAAUAUUUUCUACAAAUUGUAUAAUAUUCGUGAAAACUAUUUUUUCAGAUGUACAGUAUAUCUCAAUCUUUAAACACAUCUGUCUGGAGCUGUUAUCCACUGUACUGAAUAAAUGGUACUUGGUUGGCUUAGCACUUAUACUUUGAAAUUUCUUCUGGUGGAAUCAGCAGGAACAAGUAAAUGUGUCUAAGUUUGGAGUGUUAGUCCCAUAUUUCUUUUUUGAAUUACUCUGUUUGUUCCACCUGAUCAGAAUCGUACUGCUGCAGGAGAUUAUAUUUGGUUUCUCUUUGUAAUGCUGACAUUCCUUUCAUUUUUAUUCUUUCCCUUGGAAUAUUCUUAACAUAACCUACCUCAUCUCUCUGUACAUAUACAGAAUGUAUGGGAAUAAUAUGAACAAAAGGCUACGAUCAUACUUAAGUCUGCUUUAGUAUUUACAAUAUAAAUUUAAAUAUCUAGAGUUUAUUCUCAGCUAGCCAAUAAUAAAUAAUUAACUAUCUAGUAGCAAAUGGUACUAGACUAUUUACUUGACAGAUGUCACCAACCUAUAUUAAUAUUAAUGGUUAGAAACAAACAACCCAUGUGAGUCAUUCAAUAAUUCAGUCUUUAUGCUGUUUUAGAAUAAACUUUAGGUUGAAGAGCAUAUAACCUCUGCAUCUAUAUUUCUGUAUAUUUCAUAUAUUCUGUAAAUAUGAAAUAUAUGUAAAAUAUAAAGAGGUUGUAACAGUGUGAUUUUCAAAAAUGUAUUAUCCAACCACCACCACCCUUCCCCAGCCCCCUAUUGUAGUUUUCACUUUGUGUUUCUAUUUUGUCAUUUAAUUGGUCACAUUUUAUGUCCAAAGGGGUGCAACCUGAAGUAUUUAACCAUGAAGCUCUAUUUGAUGUGGAAUCAUCUUUUAGGAUUUUGCUAGGGAUUGUUUAGAGCUUCAAAAAAAGAAAAG